CGGAAUCUGCCUCGCCGAGUGGGAACGGGAGGGGAAUGCUUGCGGUUCGGGGAUUGGGGGCAUCGAUGGGAAUCCGUUGGGGGAGAGAGGACAGGAAACAGGAAAUUCGUAACUCGUUGGCUAUUUCGUCAUCCUGGUCAGCGAUCCAGCGAGAAGCUACCUAUCGCUUAUCGACAUUCAUAACCCCUAAGGAAGAGGUCACGGAAGCGUUCAAAAGGCACCAGAUGUCUGGUAUCGACAUCUCUGGUGUGCGGUGGGGAGUGCCCGCAGACAUUGCGUACUUCGCUCUCCAUGGUCCGCAAGAUCAGCUACAAAAGCUGUUUGCUCUGAAAGACGUCAUCGGCCUCAAAGGUGUCGAUCUCAAAAGUCCUGAGAAGAUAGGAGGGGCGAGCAUAACCUAUAGCAUGAAAGGGUCACCGAGACAGGUUCAAAAGAUUCUGGCUGCAUCGGUACCAUACGAGAUAUCGGACCGCUUCUUUACUAGCCGGAAGGUCGAGGUCCAUGUAACCUGGGUGGUUCGAGAUCGAGACCUAGAAGCGGCAAAAGAAGCUGUCCGUCAAGCCUAUAGCCAGUAUUGUACCUUUGUCAAGCAGAGGAAGCAAUUACGCAUCAAAGCGGCAAGUGAUCUCCUUCAAGCACGCAAUUGGCCGGUACUCGCUCAGUCAACGGCACUCGAAGCGGUGGUUGACUCCACUGCGAGUACGGGCGCCUCCUCAAUCGGCAGCCUUCCGGCAAAUUUCGAAAACUUGAACUCGCUCAAUAACGAUCAUCAGGAUCUUGUUCCCGCUUCGGGCACCGGCUCUUCCUCGACUCUCGCUCCCGCUCCGAACACCGGCUCUUCCUCUUCAGUUGGUAGCUUCCCGGUAGAGCUCACUCACCAAGGGACUCGCAAGCGUGAACUCAGUCAGGAGACCCAACUGAAGAAUACAAAAGCCGGAAAAGCCCGCAGGGUCUCGUGGGGCGUCAAUGAGAUUCGAUUUUACGAGAAAAAGAGGACCCCGAAGCCGAGGUGGAACAGUUAGAAACGAAGGCAGCUGAUCUCAGAGCUGAGGUGAGGGAUUGCAAGGCAGACGCAUCCCAGUUUAGAAGUGAUGCGGAGUUCUUGGAGGAGAGGGCGAAGGUUUUCUCAGAGAGGGCAGAGAAGCUGGAAGAAGAAGCGAAGCGAAUGAAGACCGGAACAUAGGCGACUCCAGAAGUCACAGAC
This is a messenger RNA of Filobasidium floriforme, 1204 nucleotides long. RefSeq lists its product as uncharacterized. Lineage: Eukaryota; Fungi; Basidiomycota; Tremellomycetes; Filobasidiales; Filobasidiaceae. Bases 36 to 1022 code for a protein of 328 amino acids. The transcript is spliced from 4 exons. The record is from RefSeq and is a predicted model, not a curated record.